Striga asiatica is the source of this 387-nucleotide messenger RNA. Lineage: Eukaryota; Viridiplantae; Streptophyta; Magnoliopsida; Lamiales; Orobanchaceae. The record is from the annotation of a GenBank genome assembly.
UUAUCAUCAGAGAGCGGCCCUCAGCUUAAGAUUCCCGAUAUCGAGAGUGAGUUGCGUGAAAUAAGGCUAAGUUUAUUGAUGGAGAUAGAAAAGAGGAAACAAGCUGAAGAGACCUUAUGUAAUAUGCAAAACCAGUGGCAGAAGAUCCGUGAAAAAUUAUCUCUUCUGGGUUUGACACUCCCUGAAGAUCUAACAACUUGUUUGCUAGAGGGAGAACAACAUGCCGAUCCUGCUGAGGAGAUCUGGCAACAAGUCUAUAUUGCCCGGUUUGUUGCUAACUCAAUUGGGAAGGGAAUCGCAAAGGCUGAGGCUGAAAUGGAGAUGGAAGCUCAGAUAAAGUUGAAGAACUUUGAAGUAGCUCGUUUGUGGGAUAGGCUUUUUAUGUAA